This is a messenger RNA of Hymenoscyphus albidus, 744 nucleotides long. The record is from the annotation of a GenBank genome assembly. Lineage: Eukaryota; Fungi; Ascomycota; Leotiomycetes; Helotiales; Helotiaceae.
AUGGCCCACAAUGAUAGUACCGCCAGUUCUCCAUUAAUGGAGCUUGAAGAAGGGUUCCUUAAUUACGAGGAGGCCCUUUCAGAGAUGUAUCUUCAGGAUAGCAGCUCAGGUGAGAGCUUGUCAUCGCACAACCACUCCGAAGGUAGCGUGCACUCCGAGACUGACAGAUUUGAUUCGGUCUACCCAAAUGUUCCGAUAUAUCCUCGUCGGCAUAUUGAUGAAACACAUGACAAUUUGGUCAAAAUGCUUGAAAAGGUCCUGGGGCUUCAACAACUCCGAGAGGUGAAAGCUCUCAAUGUCUGCGAGUGUGGUGCACGUCCAUCGUCUCCGCAUAUUAACAUUUUAUUCGAAAAUUUUGGCAGUUUUCUCAAGAAGUAUGAGUCUGAUAAAAUCAGGCAGGAAAGAAGAAAGGUUGAUGAACUCCGCCAUUAUAUCACCAACAUAGAGCAGGAGCGUCAGCUGGAAAACAACCUUGAAGUCAUAGAUUUUACCCAGCAUCAAAGCAAUAUUGCUGAGCUGACAAUGAAAUUGAAGGACCAGGAAAGUGCCAUUCGGGGUAGGGAUACUUAUAUCAGGAAUCUUCAUCAAGAGAAUGCUGAGCUUGAGCGGCAGAUUCGAGUUUUUAAGGGACUCGAGACUGGCCACAAUAUUAACACCGAGACAGAUCCCAAAUUACAAGACCAGCCUAGCUUGGAGGACAUGGUUCGGGCGGAGUUGUUUGAGCUGGUAUGCGAGAGUCCCUAA